CCCAUUUAGAAAACCAAACCUACGAAUGAUGAAUCUAACACUUAGUCUUCUCCGAUUGAAAAUCAUACAAACUCAGUUCUAAUCAAUUCUCUUCUUACACCCGUCAAUCAAUAUGCUCUUAAAGAGUUCGUUUCACCUCCCUAUUUUUCUCCUUCUUAUAUACUGUUCUUCUUUCCUUUCUCCAAACAAAAACCCUAGAACCGCUUUAAGCUCAAGCCGUGGCGAUGAAACCAAACGGAAAGUCCCCUGUCUCCUUCGCUAAUGAAGAAAAAGUAAUGUUCUUCAAAGAUGUCUCACAAGAUCCCUACGUUAGGGUUAAUCUAUACUAUAUACUAUACUAAAAGCCAAAUAUACUCAAUAGGGAGGCUAUCCACAUCAGAUUAAUAAAUUGACCAAUCAGGAACAUGUUUUUUUGACACAUCAGAUAGGCUUCCGUGUGGGCUUCUACGUCUGGGCUUCAAUCAAUUUGUUAUUGCCCAAAUGACCCCAUUUAGAAAACCAAACCUACGAAUGAUGAAUCUAACACUUAGUCUUCUCCGAUUGAAAAUCAUACAAACUCAGUUCUAAUCAAUUCUCUUCUUACACCCGUCAAUCAAUAUGCUCUUAAAGAGUUCGUUUCACCUCCCUAUUUUUCUCCUUCUUAUAUACUGUUCUUCUUUCCUUUCUCCAAACAAAAACCCUAGAACCGCUUUAAGCUCAAGCCGUGGCGAUGAAACCAAACGGAAAGUCCCCUGUCUCCUUCGCUAAUGAAGAAAAAGUAAUGUUCUUCAAAGAUGUCUCACAAGAUCCCUACGAAACCCAGUUACAGCUACCGCUGAAGGUAUUUCACGUAAGCAUCUAAUUGUCCCGUAACUGCAGUAAUUGUUAGCAUCUUAUCCAUGGGUCUCUAUUAGAAGGGUUAUAUAAAUGUCGACAUAGACCCAUGAACCAUGUCGUUUUGUGAACCUUAUUGUGAUUUCAUGAGAGAAAAUAUGUGGUGGAUUCUGAAACACUCAAAGUCUGCUUGAUGUGUUGCUCAAUGGAUAGUGAGUGGUGUAUUUGUUUGGGCAGGUGAUAUACCGUGACUUCAGAUCUUCUAAUGUACUCUUAAAUGAUAACUUUUGUGUCCAGCUUUAAUCUUGCAAGAGAAGGACCUCAGGGCAACAAUAAUCACGUCACAACUGAAGUAAGUAUUGUAUACUUCCUUACCUUCUUUUGUUUAUUGUGCUGUUAGUUUAGGUGGUGUGCAUUCAAUUAGGUUCUGUUUUGGUUUAAGUGGUUUUAAAUGAUGAAUUGAUAUUUCUUUUUUUUUUUUUGAGAAAGAAUAUUUCUUCCUCUUGAUCCUUAUCUCCGUUCAUUUUAUAGAAAGUUUUAAGGCACGGCUAAAAAGCCCCUGAGUAUGUUCAAAGAUGUUAUUUGCAGUCAAAGAUAGAUAUUUAUAGCCGGUGUGUGCUCUACAAGAUCAUAACUGGACAACAAACUUUUGAGAGGAACAUGCCAGCCACUGAACAAAUAAUUGGGUGAAAUUCUUAACGCUUCAGCAUGAUCGUUAACCCUCUGUUACGCAACAACUAUCCAGCUGCUGGAGCAAUGAGCAAUCCACUUAUAGUGUAAACAUUAAAGAAGAUUAUCAAAGAAAUGAAUAGUAGAGAUUGUUCGAUAGAGUAAGAAGCAAGAAUGUAGCCCCAUAAACAUGUGCAGGGGAGGUUUGAAAGGGUUAAGAGUAUAACUUUCAUGUGUUGCUGUCUUUUAGGUACUAUCAUGACAAUCUCAAAGGAUAGAGUCAAGCCAUCUCCAACACCUGAUAGCUGGAAGCUCAAUGAAAUCUUUGCCACUGGAAUUGUCUUGGGAGGCUACCAAGACGUUAUGAGUGUGAUUUUCUUCUGGGUGAUUCACAAGACUGACUUCUGCUCCGACAAGUUUGGUGUGAGGUCAAUCAGGGACAAUAACAAUGAACUAAUGUCUGCUGUAUACCUACAAGUUAGUAUCAUCAGCCAAGCGCUUAUAUUCGUCACGAGGUCAAGGAGUUGGUCAUUCGUUGAACGUCCUGGGGCGCUUCUGAUGAUUGCAUUCGUUAUUGCACAACUGAUUGCUACUUUGAUUGCAGUGUAUGCAAACUGGAUAUUUGCAAAGGUGAAGGGUAUAGGUUGGGGAUGGGCUGCUGUGAUUUGGGUUUACAGUAUUUUAACAUACAUCCCACAAGACAUUUUAAAGUUUGCCAUUAGAUACAUCUUGAGUGGAAAGGCUUGGGUCAGCAUGUUUGACAAAAGGACCGCUCUGACGACCAUGAGCGAUUACGGUGCUGGAGAAAGACAAGCUGAGUGGGCGAGAGAACAAAGGACACAUCACGGUCUGCAGACAAGACAAGAGGUCAACGUCUUCCCAGAGAACGGGGGUUACAGAGAGCUGUCUCAGAUCGUUGAGCCCAGAAAUGGGCCGAGAUAGCUAGGCUUAGGGAGAUUCACACAUUUAAGGGACAUGUUGAAUCAGUCGCAAAGCUAAAGGGCUUGGACAUUGAUACAUCAGGACAUCAUUAUACUCUGUAGUUGCCAUAACUAUUCCCAAAAAGGCAAAAACUCUCUUUUUUAAUUGUUAGUCAUUGUUCCUAAACUUCUAAAAUAGAGCUUUGCAUUUGCCUUUGAAGAAACAAGGCUUUUGCGUUAAGAGUAUAUAUAUAUAUAUUUUUUAAAUUGUUCAUGCAAUUGAAUUGGUUUUCCAAAAAUUAUCAGUUUAAUAUCAAAUACAAAGCUUGGGUUGCCAAAAUCAUAGAAUAAAGGGUAAGCUUUAUAUAUUAUAACACCUGAAUGUGAAAUUUUAUAUUACAUAUGUAUAUGUUUUCUUAUCCUAUCCACAAGAAAGCACUCAAGCUUAGGCUUUAUAAUUCACACAUGCACUUACAUGUUAUCUCUUCUCACACACAGAGCUUGACUGGUUUCCCUGCUACCACCCGCAAACGCAGCUUUUGCGGUUGGUAACGGUUGAUAGCGUUUCGAAACAACUA
Brassica napus (rape) is the source of this 2980-nucleotide messenger RNA. RefSeq names its product ATPase 1, plasma membrane-type-like. The transcript is spliced from 5 exons. Gene Ontology annotation, cellular component: plasma membrane. Gene Ontology annotation, molecular function: P-type proton-exporting transporter activity. Gene Ontology annotation, biological process: regulation of intracellular pH; proton transmembrane transport. Bases 1714 to 2424 code for a protein of 236 amino acids. Lineage: Eukaryota; Viridiplantae; Streptophyta; Magnoliopsida; Brassicales; Brassicaceae. The record is from RefSeq and is a predicted model, not a curated record.